Theileria parva strain Muguga is the source of this 2383-nucleotide messenger RNA. RefSeq lists its product as uncharacterized. The record is from RefSeq and is a predicted model, not a curated record. The transcript has a single exon. The coding region runs from base 484 to 2028 and encodes 514 amino acids. Lineage: Eukaryota; Apicomplexa; Aconoidasida; Piroplasmida; Theileriidae.
AUUAGAUGGCUAUAUAUCAAAAUCUAUUCAUAUUAUUGCUAAAAAAUAAUAAAUAUUGUUGUUUAAAACUUCUUUAACGUUAAUCGAUGUUGAUUCUAGACAUAUUUGAUAUUCACGAUUCUUUCAAUAUUUUGGCACGAGAAUCACAUAUCCACCUUAAACUGUUACACAUUUACAUGAUCCUUCAUUAAAUUAAAAAAUUACAAGAUAAAAUAAGUAUUUUCUGUAUUUUUACUUCAUUUACCUAUGGGGAGUAAAAGCUGCUUUUUUCUUUCCGAAAUCUUAGAUCCUAAAAAUAAAAUUCCGAUCAAUAGUAAAAAGUCAAUUUCGUGCAUAGAACGUGUAAAAUUGAGGAUAUAACAGGGUUUUAUUCUGAAAAUCCCUUUUAUUCUUUUACUUGACAUCAACAUCAAAGCUCUCUAGAUCCUAAGUUUGUGUAAAAUACCAAACAAAAAAUUUUGAUAUUCAUCCAAAUAAUUUGUAAUGGCUGAACCAGUCACAGCUCCAUCAGAAAAUACCGAUUCUAUUUCAAGUACAGAUGGAUCUAACACACAGUUUGGAGACCAUGGGUUUCCUUGGUUUCAUAGAUUUAUGGAUAAACACCAUCCUAAGCUAGUUAAAACUGCUUUAUUCUUUUCUGGACUAACCCUUCUCUUCCCCCUAAGAAUAGGGUUAAAUAGUGCAUCAUACUGUCUUAAACGAUUUAAACUGGACGAAGAAUUCUUUAGUCUGUAUGUAAACAGGGUUCACAAUGCUAUGGAGAUUGGUUGUAUGCUUGCAGUUACCAUUGGGAACAUAUAUGUUCUAUCAUAUGGGAAAUACAUGGAGGCAAUAUCCAUAGCUAUCAACUGGUUGGUAUUCUUGUUUGAGAUUGUCUUAUUGGUUGUCUUUAUAAGCGGUGGAGUGCUCGGGAGGUUAACUAUGUUUUAUUGGUCAUUAGUAGCUUCUACAUUUAUAUACGGACUAAAUCAAGUGUGUGCAUUUAAGAUGGGAGGAGAAGAUAUCGUGUAUUUUAUGGCUUCCAUGCCCAUUUCGGGUAUUUUGACAUCCUUCAUGCAAUUCUGUUUUUUGCGUGCUUUUGGAGACAGGAAUAUUUAUAACACUGAUUUACUUGUGGUCGCUUUUCAGUUGGGUGUAUUUAUAUUCAUCAGCUUAAUAAGUGCGUCAAUAUGGACCUUGGCAUAUUUGGAACAAAUUCCGAAGAAUAAAAAUUCAAAAAAAUUAGACGAUUCGAAUGAUAAAAAUAAAACAAUUACAACAUGUUCCUCUUCAAAUUCAAUUGCACAAACAAAACCAAACGACUCAAAAGGGGAUGGAUCAACUGAUGAAAAUAAAAUGGAAACAGAAUCCAAAAAGUUUACUCCUCAUGCAAUUUCUGGAAUGUUAAUGUGUAUAAUUGGUCUCGGAAUAAUUUAUGCAGUUUACCCAGGUAUUGCUCCAGGACAGAUUAUGGACUUUGAAAACCUGCAAAGGUUAGAAAUGAUAAACUUGAUUGUUUCAGCUCUUCCAUCGUUGAUUAUAGCUUUGAUUUCAGAAGUUACAAAUUAUGGGCCUAAUAAACCAUGGAAAGGGGGUAACUCUUUCUGGCACGGAUUUAUUAUUUUCGUUAUCAUCGAAAUUGCAGUUGGUAUUAUGAUUAUCUUUUCAUUACACCACAAACAUACAGCAUUAGCACGAUCGAUUAUUGGGAAACCUGUAAUGGCUUCAUUUUUGACAAUGACGUACUUCACAUGCCACAUUAUUGCGAUUGGAGUAGGAUUCCCAGGAGUUGACGCCAACUCAAACGGGACCAUCGGAACAGUUAACCUGUUCCUAUCACUCUUGUUCAUGAAUCUAUUAGAGUUGCUUGGUGAAGGAUAUGUAGUGGAAUACAAGAAAUACACCGAAACCACCUGGCCCACAGGCGGAAUGACUGACUGUGAAGCCUUAAGAUUCUGGCUUAGGCGGGCAGCUGCAAAUGCAUGGAUAAGCUUAAAAUCAAGCGUAACAACGGAUGUACGAAGAAAAUUACUAUCAUCUGUGAGAUGACGAAGAAACGAAUUAUUUAUUCAUGGUUAUAUGUAUAUAUGUAUGGAGGGAAAUUGAGGUAUAGUUAAUAGUAAGAUUAUGAACUGAUUAAUUUUUAAUAGAGGAUUUCGCCUUAAUUAAAACUGAUUAAGGUAGGCUUUUGCUUAUUUUAUAGAAAUCAGACCUGAUAGGGUCUAGAAUAGCCAUUUGAUGGAGGACCUAAAGAAGUAUAAAAGUGCACUGAUACCUCUUCAUCUGGUUUUAAUUUUUUCAGAAGCCUUAGAAGUUGAAGAGAAGGAGGUUGUAAUUUUAUGAUUUUAACGAGGCAUAUACUCAGAGGACCCUCACCUAAAAUAAUAUAAAUAUAUAAAACAAA